Molecule: messenger RNA, 1054 nt
Organism: Terrapene triunguis (Three-toed box turtle)
Lineage: Eukaryota; Metazoa; Chordata; Testudines; Emydidae
Product: beta-1,4-galactosyltransferase galt-1-like
Exons: 1
Coding region: 62-1054 (330 amino acids)
Source: RefSeq, a predicted model, not a curated record
GUUAUGCUGUAAAAGAAAAACAUACCAUGUACCUGCUGCUUGCAUUAUUGCUUUCACUUCAAUGAUGAUGACUCUAGCUUAUCUUUGGACACAGAGGCACUCUCUCCAACCAAAAAUAACAACACAAGAAGGCAAUCUCUGUAGAGGGGAAAUUAUCAACAAUACAAUCACAGCCUUAAAAAGUACUAGAACUUUUAUCAUUGCCCCGUACUUCGAUGAUAGAGAAAGCAAAAUAACCUGUGUGAUUGGGAUUGUUCACCAUAAAAAGGUGAAAGACCUUUUCUGUUGGUUCUGCUGCCAGCCUGAUGGUGAAAUAUACCUAUCAAAGGCAGCAAUAUAUGUUCAUUCAGAUCAAUUUGGAUUCCCUUACGCGGCAGCAGACAUGCCUUGUUUGGAACCUCAAAACUGUGAUCCAAACUUUGUAUCCAUCAGUUGGGCCCGUAAAGGAAAUAUUGACCAACUACCAAGGUUUGAAAUAAAAAAAACACGCAAAGUUGAGACAUUUCCCAUUGAAUUCACUGUGUGUAUCUCUACCAUGUUUGGAAAUUACAAUAAUGUCUUACAAUUUAUACAGAGCAUGGAGAUGUAUAAAAUUCUUGGGGUACAGAAAGUGAUGAUCUAUAAAAACAGCUGCAGCCAAUUGAUGGCGAAAGUCUUGGAGUUUUAUAUUGCAGCCAGAACUGUCAAGAUAAUUCCCUGGCCAAUUACUUCAUAUCUCAAAGUGUCUCCUAGAUGGAGAUUUAUGGAGGAUGGAACACAUAUUGGCCACCACCGACAAAUCACAGCUCUAAAUGACUGUAUUUACCGCAACAUGUACAGGAGCAAGUUUGUACUUCUUAAUGAUAUUGAAGAAAUUAUUUUGCCCAUUAAACAUCCACACUGGAAAAUUAUGAUGAGCAGCCUUCAGGAGCAAAAUCCAGGGGCUGGGAUUUUCCUCUUUGAGACCCACAUAUUUCCAAAAACUAUAUAUGCGUCAGCUGUUAGUGUGGCUGUGCUAGUGCAUAAAGAAUCUAUAGUUAGUUGCUUAAUUAAAUUAAAGACAACCAUUGAAUAG